Molecule: messenger RNA, 813 nt
Organism: Trichoplusia ni (cabbage looper)
Lineage: Eukaryota; Metazoa; Arthropoda; Insecta; Lepidoptera; Noctuidae
Gene: ATPsynO
Product: ATP synthase subunit O, mitochondrial
Exons: 4
Coding region: 111-740 (209 amino acids)
Biological process (GO): proton motive force-driven mitochondrial ATP synthesis
Molecular function (GO): proton-transporting ATP synthase activity, rotational mechanism
Source: RefSeq, a predicted model, not a curated record
GACAGAUACUUGCUGCAGCAGCGACUCUGCUGCCGAUGAAAUAGCCGAUCGAAACUAACCACCCUAAGGUUUUAUCUUAAGUGCAUAACCAUCUCAUCAAGCCUUACAAGAUGUCGUUCGCAAAAGGAAAUAUGCUGGUUCGUUCCUUGAGCACGUCGGCCGCAGUUGGUCAGCUUGUCAAAGCUCCUGUCCAAGUUUUUGGUUUGGAAGGCAGAUACGCGUCAGCUUUAUAUUCUGCCGCUUCCAAAAAUAAGACCUUGGAUACAGUUGAAAAGGAAUUGACCAAUUUCCAAAAGUCAAUCAAAACUGAUCCUAAACUUAAGGAGUUCCUUGUGAACCCAACACUCAAGAGGAAUCUGAAGGCUGAAGCUCUGAAGAAUGUUGCUAGCCAGAUUAAACUGUCCCCCACCACUGGUAACUUGCUUGCUCUCAUGGCUGAAAAUGGCCGCCUGGGAAAAUUGGAAGUAGUCAUCAAUGCAUUCAAGAUCAUGAUGGCCGCCCACCGUGGAGAGGUAACCUGUGAGGUUGUUACUGCCAAGCCCCUUGAUCAGGCCCAGAGACAAAACUUGGAAGCUGCUCUCAAGAAAUUCUUGAAAUCCAAUGAAACUCUUCAGCUUACUGCUAAAGUCGACCCUGCUUUGAUUGGAGGUAUGGUUGUCUCUAUUGGAGACAAGUAUGUUGACAUGAGUGUCGCCAGCAAAGUGAAGAAAUACACUGAGCUCAUCAGUGCUGCAGUUUAAAUUUUGAUCAUGAAGUACUGUAUGUCUUUAGAGAAGAAUAACCUUAAUAUUUAAAUCAGUUACACAUUAGAAA